Messenger RNA from Trifolium pratense (red clover), 3094 nucleotides. Its product is annotated as WEB family protein At3g02930, chloroplastic-like. The coding region runs from base 293 to 2872 and encodes 859 amino acids. Gene Ontology annotation, biological process: reciprocal meiotic recombination. The transcript is spliced from 3 exons. Lineage: Eukaryota; Viridiplantae; Streptophyta; Magnoliopsida; Fabales; Fabaceae. The record is from RefSeq and is a predicted model, not a curated record.
AGAAAUAAUAAAAAAAAAACACACAUAAUGUGUGAGAAUGAGAAGAGAAGAAAACGGUUAAGAAAGAAAGGAAGAUAAAGAGAGAGAAUGUGUGUGGCCUCUCUGUAGACAGACACAUGAAAACCAACUCAAUUUUCUGGUUUCUCUUCUGUAAAUUAUAUUCCCUCCUUCUCUUCUCUUUCCAAUAAUUUCUCACUAAUUCUCCUCAUUUUUCUUAUCAACAAUGCCACAACAACUCUAAUUCACCAAAAAUAUCACCAUUUUUUGCUUCUUGUUACUCUCAAUUUUCACUAUGGCUUCAAAAUCUAACACUACUAGAUCAAAACUAUCUGAGAAUUCAAACAAAGCAUCGCUGGCAACGCCAAGAGUUAGUAAAGUUAGCAAAGUAGUGUCUAAAUCAGAAUCUGAUUCGCCGUCUCCUUUGCAAAGUUCGCGUCUUCCUGUUGAGAGAUCACCACGAUCUGUGAAUUCAAAGCCUGCGGUUGAACGGAAAUCAGCAAAAGCUACUUCCACCCCACCUGAUAAACAAGCCCCAAGAGUUGCAAAGGGUUCAGAAUUGCAGAACCAGUUGAAUGUAGCUCAAGAAGAUCUAAAGAAAGCAAAGGAGCAGAUCCUUCAGGCUGAGAAGGAGAAUUUAAAAGCUAUUGAUGAGUUGAAAGAAGCACAUAGAGUGGCCGAGGAAGCAAAUGAGAAGCUCAAGGAAGCAUUAGCGGCUCAAAAGCAGGCUAAGGAGGAAUCUGAGAUUGAAAAAUUCCGAUCUGUUGAAUUGGAACAGGCUGGAAUUGAAACUGUGAAGAAGAAGGAAGAAGAAUGGAAGAACAAGCUUGAAAGUGUGAGGAACCAGCAUGCCUUGGAUGUGGCUGCUCUUGCAUCCACAAACGAGGAGCUUCAGCGGGUUAAACAUGAACUCACCAUGACUUGUGAUGCUAAGAACGAGGCAUUGAAUCAAGCUGAUGAUGCAGCUAAAAUUGCCGAGGUUCAUGCCGAGAAAGCAGAAACUUAUGCAGCUGAAUUGACGCAAUUGAAGGCCUUACUAGAUUCAAAAGAAGAAACAAAAGCUAGUGAUAAUAACCUUAUAUUGAAGUUGAAAGCAGAGAUAGAAGCUCUCAAACAAGAACUCAAUAAGGGAAUGAGUUAUGAUGAGAAGUUGACAGAGAAAGAAACUCAGAUUGAACAGCUUAAUGUAGAACUUGAAACCUCAAGGAUGGCUGAAUCUUAUGCUCAUAGUCUGCUAGAAGAAUGGAAGAAGAAGGUUGAGGAACUAGAAAUGAAGGCUGAAGAGUCAAACAGAUUGGAGCGAUCUGCAUCAGAAUCUUUGGAAUCUGUAAUGAAACAGCUAGAAGAAACCAAUGAUUUGUUGCAUGAUUCAGAAUCUGUAGUUUCUUCUCUUAAAGAGAAGGUGGGAUUGUUAGAAAUGACAAUUGGGAGACAAAAAACCGAUGUUGAGGAUUCAGAACGUUGCCUUCUUACAGUUCAGGAAGAAAAUCUUGAUCUUUCAAAGAAGGUUGAGUCUCUCAAAUCUGAACUUGAGACAGUGACGGAAGAGAAAGAUCAGGCUUUGAACAAUGAACACCUUGCAGCCUCUAGUGUGCAGACUCUUCUAGAAGAGAAAAACAAACUUAUCAAUGAAUUGGAGAAUUCUAGGGAAGAAGAAGAAAAAAGCAAAAAGGCAAUGGAAAGCUUAGCUUCUGCAUUACAUGAAGUAUCUGCAGAAUCUAGAGAAGCCAAAGAGAAUUUUCUAAUCAACCAAGCUGAAAGGGAAAGCUAUGAGACCCAGAUUGAAGAUUUGAAGUUAGUCUUAAAAGGUACUAAUGAAAAAUACGAGUCCAUGCUUGAUGAAGCACGGCAUGAAAUUGAUGUUCUUAUAUACAGUAUUGAAAACUCUAAGAAUGUCUUUGAGAACUCGAAGGCUGAGUGGGAGCAGAGAGAGCUUCAUCUAGUCAGCAGUCUGAAGAAAACCGAAGAAGAGAGCGCGGCUGCAGAAAAAGAAAUAAAUAGAUUGGUUAAUUUACUUAAACAAACCGAGGAAGAAGCUAAUGCCAACAGGGAGGAAGAAUCUCAGUUGAAGGAAAAUCUGAAGGAGGUUGAGACCGAGACGAUCCACCUGCAGGAAGCUCUUAAGGAAGUAACGGCUCAGAACAUGAAAUUGAAGGAGAGUUUAUUGGAUAAAGAAAAUGAAAUGCAGAAUGUUUUUCAAGAAAACGAUGAACUCCGAGCUAGGGAAGCCGAAUCUAAUAAGAAGGCGGAGGAGUUGUCUAAGUUGUUGGAAGAAGCUACAGCCAGAAACCAUGCUGACCAUGAAAAUGGUGAUCUUUCAGACAGUGAGAAGGACUAUGAUUUGCUUCCGAAAGUAGUAGAAUUUUCUGAAGAGAAUGGUCAUGGAUAUGGAGGAGAGGAAAUUCCAAAGGUUGAGUUUUCCUUCGACCAGGAAGGACUCAAACAUAGCUUACAAGAAGAAAAUACGAUCUUGAAUGACAAAGCUGAUGAGAAAAUCGAAUCUCCGAAACCUGUCAAUGUGAAUGGAAAACCAAAGGAAGAUGAGAGCAAAGAAAAGGAUGAUCCAGAAAAAGUAGAAUUCAAAAUGUGGGAGAGCUGCACAAUAGAGAAAAAAGAGUUCUCAUUCUCCCCAGAGAGAGAACUUUCACUUCCAGAGGCUGAAUCAUUUGAAGAGGAAACUGAGUCAAAGAUAGAAGAAGGUGAUGGUGAGAGCUUUGAUAAGAUAAAUGGAACAACUGUGAUAGAGAACAUUGAUAAUGGUGGAAGCUCACCAUUGAAAGAACAAGAACAACAACAAUUGAAGAAGAAAAAGAAACCUUUGCUUGGAAAAUUUGGAAGCUUGCUGAAGAAAAAAAGUGGUAGCAACCAGAAAUAGAAAAAACAUUAAAAAUUGUGUGCAUAUUGAUUGAACAACAUUCAUUUAUUUGCACUUGUUUGCUUUAUGAUUUUGCUUCUCUAUAUAAAUAUAGAUUUUUUUUAAGAAAUGGGUUUGUAAUAUUAUUGUUUAGGAUUUUUGGCUUUGGUUGUGGUUCUCAAUAUCAUGUUGGUAGCAAAGUGUAUGUGAUGAUUAUGCAAAUCCAACUAUUUUUUUUUCCAA